CCGGCUAUACCAGACGGACUUGGCGGUCUGAACGCGGCGAGCUCACACCUGUACGCACAACACCGAGUCGACCGACCAUGGGAUGUUCCGGCAGUACACCCGUACCGUCGUCGGCCGACAUGGCCAACGGCCAGACCAACAGAGAAGAACCGAUAGUGAGUGGCAUGUCGGACGGUAUUGUCGACGAAAGCUCGGGCAAGGCGCGUUCGAUCGUCGACAGAGUGACCGACGUGGACGGAAUGAUGAAAAACUGGCAAGAUGUGACUAGAAGCGUGGAAAAUCUAAUGGAAGAGACUCAAGGAAAAAUAGGUUCGUUUUUUGGUAAAUCCGUAGACAAAGCAGACGAACAAGUCGAGCAAUUGGAACAAGAAUUCGAAGAGAACGGUCAUGUCUCGACACCUAUGCCCGACAUACCACCUGCUAUAGGCGGGUUUAUAUUAAUAACCGAAGAAACAAUAAUAAUACCGAGGUCUACGGCGGAUGACGACGAAGGGAAGAAACCGUUGGAAAUGGAAGACAUCAGAGUUGAAGACCGCGGAGAAUCAUUGGAGAACUCUCCCGUCGAGGAAAAAGACAAUGAAAAUAAAGAACAAACAGAUGAAAAAAAGCCAUAAGAAUAAAUACCAAUCAAAACAAGCGAUAAUAACUUCUCGAAAUUGAAUUUAAAUACAACUAUAAUAAUAGUGUAGUAAUUCGAGCUGUACGUAUAUGAUAUGUAUAGAUUUUUGUGAUUUCGAAGGACGUAGACGACGAAUUUAUAUUACACAAAAAAAAAUAGCCGAGACUAAAAAAAUUAUUUGAUGUAGUACAUAAAUUAUUAUUGUAAACGUGACUUAUUGAACUACGAAGACAAUAAAACGUUCGCAGUUAUUUUUACACUUACGGAAUGUGUUUAACGCAUUUUUUUAAUUUUUUAUUUAAAGGAUACCAUAGUAUUACAUUCAUUUACUGGGAUAACAGUUUUUUAGUUUUUCUUUUUGAAAAUUAUAUUAUUUAUGUUAUUUUACAAUAUUAUGAAAUUAUUAAAUAUUUCCUUUUUUUAGUUAUUUUCCACGACUCUAUCAACUUUUGAAACGGUUACCGAUGCAUUUCAUUCACUUUAUUCACUUUUAAGAUUAAGAAUAAUCUACUGAACAUGUCGACUAUAGUGUCCCCAAAAAGAAAACCCACACAAUUGCAAAAACACACUAUGUAAAAAAUUGAUUUUCAUUUGAAAAUUUUUUUCCAAUUGAAUAAAUCAAAUUUGAAAAUUUUAUCAAUAUUAAAAAGCAUAUUUUUCAAGCAUCAAAAUAUAAGUGGAUCACCCUGUAUAUAGUACUCAAAAAAAAAAAAUCUUGGCUUAGAUAUAAAACUGUUAAGGUAUUGAUUUUGCUUCGAUGUGCUUUUAUUUUAAUUUUGGUUCUUUUUUUAAAGUCAAUAUUUAUUAAAUGCGUAAAAUCAAAGAAAUCUACCUUAUUCAUAUAUGCUUUAUCUCACUGUGCUUAACACCAUCGAGGUUGGGGUGUUUUUUUAUAUUAAUAUUUAGCUUAAUAACAAAUUUACUCAUAAACAUUGUUAAGUGUAGGCAAGAAUGGGCAGUAUCUAAGAUACAAGUAUCUAAAAUACAUA
Molecule: messenger RNA, 1608 nt
Organism: Adelges cooleyi (spruce gall adelgid)
Lineage: Eukaryota; Metazoa; Arthropoda; Insecta; Hemiptera; Adelgidae
Exons: 3
Coding region: 78-614 (178 amino acids)
Source: RefSeq, a predicted model, not a curated record